This is a messenger RNA of Recurvomyces mirabilis, 726 nucleotides long. RefSeq lists its product as uncharacterized. NCBI's taxonomy places the organism in Eukaryota, Fungi, Ascomycota, Dothideomycetes, Mycosphaerellales, Teratosphaeriaceae. Bases 1 to 726 code for a protein of 241 amino acids. The transcript has 4 exons. The record is from RefSeq and is a predicted model, not a curated record.
AUGGCCACCAUUACGCAAACCAUCUCAGACGUGCCUCGCACCUCAUUGCCGCAUUACGAGGAAGUACCUGAGACCAGCCAGGAUUUAGAUUGGGCAGAUCUGAUCACGCUUGACCUGUCGAAGUUUGACCAUCCGGGUGGUAAGGAGGCCUUGGCAAAGCAGCUUCAAGACGCUGUCCAUAACGUCGGCUUCUUCUAUAUCACAAACUUCGGGCUCUCACAGGACCAGGUGAGCCGACAAUUCGCUGUUGGCCAAGAGAUCUUCAAGCUUCCCACAGAGGAGAAGCUGAAGUACAGGGCCGAUCUCGAGCAUGGUAAUUACAAUGGAUACCGACCAAGAGGAUCAAUCGAGUUAUUCCCUGGUUUGUUCGACAAUGUUGAGAUGUACAACGUCUUCAAGUUCCUUCCCGAGCUCGAACGUACACAGCCGGCGGUCAUCCAGGAGAAUCGAGCAGAGGUCGAGGCAUUUCAACGGCAUAUCGCGGAGGAUGUGGCGCAGAAGCUGCUCACCCUCAUUGCGAUAGUUCUUGAGCUUCCAGAGGAUCAUUUGACCAAUGGGCAUCGAUACAAUGACCUCAGUGAAUGCCACCUGCGCUACAUGGUUGGUUGUCGUACUUGUCAGCGUGGCCAGCAGCUUCUGACCGUUGGCCCCAGAUCUAUCGCCAUCGCACGCCCGAAGAGAAUGCAAAAUUCGACAAUCUUUACUCUCGCGGUCACACCGAUGUGA